GGCGGCAGGUCGCUCCGGUUGCGCGCUCCCGCCUCGCCGUGCGGCCGCCGCGCCGCCGCCGCCCUCGCCCUAUGGAAGAGAUGGAAGAGGAGCUGAAAUGCCCCGUGUGCGGCUCCUUCUACCGGGAGCCCAUCAUCCUGCCCUGCUCGCACAACCUGUGCCAGGCGUGCGCCCGCAACAUCCUGGUGCAGACGCCCGAGUCGGAGUCGCCGCAGAGCCGCCGCGCCUCGGGCUCCGCCGUCUCCGACUACGACUACCUGGACCUGGACAAGAUGAGCCUGUACAGCGAGGCGGACAGCGGCUACGGCUCCUACGGCGGCUUCGCCAGCGCGCCCACCACGCCGUGCCAGAAGUCGCCCAACGGCGUGCGCGUCUUCCCGCCGGCGGCCCCGCCGCCGCCCGCCGCCCUGGCGCCGCCGCCGCGCAGCGCCUGCCUCACCUGCCCGCAGUGCCACCGCAGCCUGGGCCUGGACGAGCGCGGCCUGCGCGGCUUCCCGCGCAACCGCCUGCUCGAGGCCGUCAUCGACCGCUACCAGCAGGGCAAGGCGGCGGCGCUGCGCUGCCAGCUCUGCGAGAAGGCGCCCAAGGAGGCGGCCGUCAUGUGCGAGCAGUGCGACGUCUUCUACUGCGAUCCCUGCCGCCUGCGCUGCCACCCGCCGCGCGGGCCGCUGGCCAAGCACCGCCUGGUGCCGCCGGCCCAGGGCCGCGUCAGCCGCCGCCUCAGCCCCCGCAAGAUCUCCACCUGCACGGACCACGAGCUGGAGAACCACAGCAUGUACUGCGUGCAGUGCAAGAGCCCCGUGUGCUACCAGUGCCUCGAGGAGGGCAAGCACUCCAGCCACGAGGUCAAGGCGCUGGGCGCCAUGUGGAAGCUGCACAAGAGCCAGCUUUCCCAGGCCCUGAACGGCUUGUCAGACAGAGCCAAGGAAGCGAAAGAGUUCCUGGUCCAGCUCCGCAACAUGGUGCAGCAAAUCCAGGAGAACAGCGUGGAGUUCGAGGCCUGCCUGGUGGCCCAGUGUGACGCCCUCAUCGAUGCCCUCAACAGAAGGAAAGCCCAACUGCUGUCCCGCGUCAACAAGGAGCACGAGCACAAGCUGAAGGUGGUGCGAGACCAGAUUUCUCACUGCACAGUCAAGCUGCGCCAGACCACAGGCUUGAUGGAGUACUGCCUGGAGGUGAUCAAGGAGAACGACCCCAGCGGGUUCCUCCAGAUCUCCGACGCUUUGAUCAGGAGAGUGCACUUAACUGAGGACCAGUGGGGGAAGGGGACACUCACACCCCGGAUGACCACAGACUUCGACUUAAACCUUGACAACGCCCCUCUGCUGCAGUCCAUCCAUCAGCUCGACUUCGUGCAGAUGAAAGUUUCCUCUCCAGUGCCGGCACCCCCAAUCCUGCAGCUAGAAGAGUGUUGCACCCACAACAACAGCGCUACCUUGUCCUGGAAGCAGCCCCCGUUGUCAACGGUGCAGGUGGAAGGCUACAUCCUGGAGCUCGAUGACGGGAACGGCGGCCAGUUCAGGGAGGUGUACGUGGGCAAGGAGACCAUGUGCACGGUGGACGGGCUUCACUUCAACAGCACCUAUAGCGCACGUGUCAAAGCCUUCAACAAAACGGGAGUCAGCCCAUACAGCAAGACCCUGGUCCUCCAGACAUCCGAGGACACGCAGUCAGAAGAACAGACCCUCCCUUUUCCAGUGCCUUUGGAAAGAUUGCAGCUUCGUAGAAUGAGUCCUUUCUCCUCCACCCUUAAUCUACAACCCAGCUUUCCGGGGAGAUCCUACUUUGAGCUAAGAUCUUCGGCCCACCAGCUGAGCUUGCAUUCUUCUUUACAGUCCCUGAAUUCAGCCGGAUGCAAUUUUGACACACAAGCAACGCCUUACUCUCAAUUAGUUGACAUUAAAAAAAUGGUGGCAGUUGCUUGGUUUUCUUUUGAUCCUGCCUCUGCACAUGCUGACAUCAUCUUUUCUAAUGACAACCUGACUGUCACCUGCAACAGCUAUGAUGACAGGGUUGUGCUGGGCAAAACGGGCUUUUCCAAAGGGCUCCAUUACUGGGAGCUGUCGAUCGAUCGUUACGAUAACCACCCUGACCCGGCCUUUGGCGUGGCGCGCGUUGAUGUCCUGAAGGAUGCCAUGCUGGGCAAGGACGACAAGGCCUGGGCCAUGUACGUGGACAAUAACCGGAGCUGGUUCAUGCACAACAAUUCGCACACCAACAGAACCGAGGGUGGGAUAACGAAAGGCGCCACGGUGGGAGUGCUCCUCGAUUUGACCAGGAGGACCUUGACGUUCUCCAUCAAUGAGGACCAGCAAGGGCCUGUUGCGUUUGAGAACCUGGAAGGCCUCUUUUUCCCAGCUGUCAGCCUGAACAGGAACGUGCAGGUGACGCUGCACACCGGUCUGCCCGUCCCCGAGUUCUACACGUCCAGGUCGGCCAUGCAGUGAGGACGCUCGCGGGGCCGGCCGCUGCUCCCCGGCACGAGCUCGGCCAGCCCGUUUGCUCCGUCGGGAAGAGGCCUGCUGCCGAGCUGGAAGAUCUGUGCUCAGCUGGUAACUGGAGACCAGGGGAAACAAAAAGGGAAAGAAGAACCUGGCUCUUGGCAGUCCGUCCUCCACCCUCCAGCACCUCCAGCGCUGUCCUAUGUGUGUACGCUUUGCUGUUUAGCUCUUUUGGCUGAUGAAGUACCUAGGUAGCCUGAGAUAUUACUCUAUGUCCGCUUUUAGGUUUGGUUUUAUUUAUUUGAUUUGGGGUUUUUAGGGGGGAGGCGGGGGCAGUUUCAUUUGAGCUUUUAGUUCCCCCGUCACGCCAUGCUCAGCCCGUGCCCUGCCGCCGCCGCGGCUGGAAACGGGCCGACGGCCGCGGAGCGAGACGCUGCCGGCGGAGGGAGGCUCCGUGCCGAGCGGCCGCGGAGGGAUGCGGGGGGGACCCCGCGACAGGCACGCUUCUGCCCACGCCGGUCACGUUGCUUUGCAGGCUUUCCUUCCCCGUGGCCUUUCUCGCAGAGCACCCGCAGCCCCAUUGGUAGACGUUGGUCUCGGAUCCGCGGCCGCCCGCCCGCCGGCUCCCUGCGAAACAGUGCCAGCAAACGCCACAGCCAUACGCCGGGGAGCCCUCGCUCGGCUCUUCGGAGAUUAGCGUUUAUUUUUUUAUAGUUGCCGUAUGAAAAAAAAGAAAUAGCCUUAAAUACUACCUGAUAGUGUCCUUUCUUUCGCAGGAGAAGUCAUUGCGCAGCGAGGGUCCCCGCGGGAGGGAAGGGGGUGGCGGGCGAGGCGGCGCGCCGGGGCCGGCGGGACGACGCGGUGUACAUAGGCGCCCCUUCCCCUCGGCGUCCCCUCCCUCCGGCCUGCUCUCCUUCGUCACCUUGUCGCUCCCGCGUUACGUUUACCUAAUUUAUUGACUGGGUGCUAUCUCGUUCAUCGACGCCGCUCGGUUUCUCGGCGCUACCGGAGAGCCGCGUUGCGGGCCAACGCCGGGUCAUCCCGUGGGAGCCUCAGUGGCCGGGUCACUCUGGACUCGUUUCUCAGCCGUCACUCCAGUUCUUGGUGAUGUUCAUGGUGCUUAUUAGACUCCCAGUGACUUGUGACAUGUAGUUCCCACCGUCCCGCGAUGGUAGCCGCAUACAGCUGCUGUACUAAAGACAAGUGUCAUGUUUGCUGUUCUAAUAAAGGACUUUUACGACA
This is a messenger RNA of Dromaius novaehollandiae (emu), 3683 nucleotides long. It is a transcript of the gene TRIM9, whose product is annotated as tripartite motif containing 9. Gene Ontology annotation, molecular function: protein binding; zinc ion binding. Gene Ontology annotation, cellular component: cytoplasm. NCBI's taxonomy places the organism in Eukaryota, Metazoa, Chordata, Aves, Casuariiformes, Dromaiidae. Bases 72 to 2447 code for a protein of 791 amino acids. The record is from RefSeq and is a predicted model, not a curated record. The transcript has 13 exons.